CAAAGCGAACGAACGCGGCGGGUCUUAACAAAACCACCCUCGAUUCGCAAACAAAAAAAUGCAAAUUUUCCAAAAAUACAAAAAAAAUAUUUAAAAAUAACGAUUUUCGUAAUGAGAAAAAAUUUUAAGUUCAAUGAUUUGUUGUUGCUGAAACUUGUGGUUGUAACGGCAAUUUUCGGCAGCUUGGUAAACAAUGUGCAGUCGAGUGAAUCCUGCUGGACACACGAGGAUGUUUGUAAUGUUCGGGCGGAGAUAUUUCAAAAUUUGGAAUUUUCCAAUGGCAUAGCCAUGCAAAUCGAUUGCACCUCAAAUGGUAGCAUGGAAGAGGGGGGAGAGUCUAUGAAAAGUCUUGGUGAGGCUGAUAAUGAUCAAGAAUUGGAUUUUCAAUUAAAUGCUGUUGAAAAUGAAGGUGGUGUUGAGGAUCUACAGCAUCAUCAUGAACCAGCCGCACUCAUACAUUCAAGCACAUAUUUUUCGCUACGACGCCGUUUCAUGGGCAUACAGUCUGUAAUGCUGGAUGGCUGCCAAACGCCUCUGAACACACACACGUACGGUUUGGAAUUUUUACCGAUCUGUGCCAACGUCACCAAAGUCUCUUUGCAACACUAUCACAUCGAUUCGCUGACCCCUUUGAAAUGUGAGGGAGUAGAUAUCCUAGACUUGGAAUAUCUGCAGCUGCAGUUCAAUGAGAUUGCCUCCAUCGACGAUGAAAGCUUCCAAAGUGCCUAUCCCCAUUUGAGGGUUUUGGAAUUGCAAAGCAAUUCCCUUCGUGUGGUGCAGCCUAAGGCUUUUCGUUCGCUGCGCUCUUUGGAACACUUACGCAUUGUCAAUGAACCAGUGCUGAUGUUGAAAUCCGGCGAUCUUUUUGAGUAUACAGCGGCCAUCACCAUACACUUGGUGGCCCUAAGGCAGAUGACGUCAGAGAUUUUCCAACAUUUACCUGAGACACUGCAAACCCUGUAUGUGGCCGACACGGUGCUCGACAGUGAUGCUGUCGAGGUUAGCAAUCCCCGCACGCUUGCCAAUCUGACGCUGAUGAAUUGCGCUCUCGAAGCAUUCACACUUCGCGAUAUUCACUCAACCGUUAAAUCAAUCACUUUGAAUGGCAACACACUGAAGCGUUUUGUGGCGCACGAAAACAAUUUGAAAGAAUUGGAUUUGGGCAACAAUCGUUUGGAUCAUUUCGAUUUUGAGUGGCUAGUGAAUGUGACAUCGUUGGAACGGCUGUCGUUAAGGGGUAACCAUUUGCGUACGCUGUCUUUGUAUGGGCUCAUGCAGCGACUGCCCAAUGGCCACUUUGUGGAUUUGAGGGAAAAUCGUUUGCAAGCUCUGGCCGAGGUCGACAGGGACCUGCCCUUUUGGUUGACUUCGCACCUAAGGCUAAAGUGUGAUCAAAACCCCUGGGACUGUUUGUGGUUGCAUGAGUUUGCCCACAAUUUUCCGGAAAAGUUUCGUCUGCUGCAGUAUGAUAAGUUCAUAUCGAAAAUCAAUGUCAAUGGUUUGCAAUGCAUACCAGCAGAGAAACCACCGGAAGCCUCCCAAAAUCCACAAACGACAGUCUCAUCAGGAGUCUUGGGUGAAGGUAUCACUGCGAGUCCCGAAAAAGCACUCAAUGCCUCCAGCUAUGUGGUCUACAGCAACGGUGAUCAAUGGGAGUUCAAACGCAAUCAAAGAGCCGAAGCCCUCAUCAUAGUCUUUAUGCUGCCCUUGGGUAUAGCAUUCCUCUUUCUGUUGCUAUACAUGUGGAUCUACUGCCAGAAGAUGUUUCAUUUGUCGUAUUACAAAAAUUUUUCAUGUGUGCGUAAAAGGCCACCGCUGCCCAAUCCUUCGCAGAGAUUUGAUGUGGUUAGGCAAAUGCCAUCCCAGCAGCAACAACAACAGCAACACCAAGCUGAUUCCUGUUCUCACGCCUUAAACUAUACUAAUUUGCAUGAUCAUCACCAUAAUGAUGAAAUCGUUGGUGGUGGUGGUGGUGGCUAUGAGGUGCCCUUACAUGGUCUAUGCUCCGAAUGCAAUUGUAAGCCUUUGAAUGCCAACUCAUUGCAGAAAUGCAACAAGGCCAUACAUAUAACCUAUGAACACUCACCCACCGAUAUGCCCCAUCAAAUCUAUGAGGAAAUAAUAAGUGUGCACAAUCCGGAUUAUGAUGAUCCCCACAGAACAUCUCAUGUACAUUAUGAUCAUUUAAGAUUUGAAUAGUG
Stomoxys calcitrans (stable fly) is the source of this 2201-nucleotide messenger RNA. RefSeq lists its product as uncharacterized. The record is from RefSeq and is a predicted model, not a curated record. The transcript has a single exon. Gene Ontology annotation, molecular function: protein binding. Lineage: Eukaryota; Metazoa; Arthropoda; Insecta; Diptera; Muscidae. Bases 112 to 2199 code for a protein of 695 amino acids.